AUGGGAUCGACGGCGGCAGCAAGACCGCCGUAUCCUAGUGCCGCCAGGAUUUCCGAUUCUCAGUGCUUUCCUCAGUACACCGCCUCUCUCAAGUGCCUGGAACAGUUUAGCACAGACAAGAGCAAGUGUCAGGAACAUUUUGAUAUCUACAAAGAAUGCAAGAAAAAGGAGGUAAAGUUCAUUCUUUUUAAAUGGUACUAG
Molecule: messenger RNA, 201 nt
Organism: Linum tenue
Lineage: Eukaryota; Viridiplantae; Streptophyta; Magnoliopsida; Malpighiales; Linaceae
Source: the annotation of a GenBank genome assembly